Molecule: messenger RNA, 2308 nt
Organism: Zerene cesonia (dogface butterfly)
Lineage: Eukaryota; Metazoa; Arthropoda; Insecta; Lepidoptera; Pieridae
Gene: ktub
Product: protein king tubby
Exons: 7
Coding region: 153-1379 (408 amino acids)
Biological process (GO): protein localization to cilium
Cellular component (GO): cilium
Source: RefSeq, a predicted model, not a curated record
UCUAAGCAACGGUAGGCAAGAUGAUUUAUAAACAAAAAACAGAUAAUUGAAUUCGGAAAAAAUAUUCUUAUUAAUAACACGUAAAUGCAUAAGCUGAGUCGAUAAUACAAGCAAUCGUUUCAAUAAACUCCGCCAGUUAAAUACUGUUGACAAUGGCUUCGACGAAUAUUCGCGAUCAAAAAAUCGAACAGCAACGGCAAAUAAUGGAACAGAAGAUGAAACAGAAGAGACAGAAUUCGGGUUUGGUUCAAGCUAAUGAUUUAAGAGUGGGUUCCGCCAAGCGCCCUAUAUCUGGAAGCCGCUCUAGAGAAUUACAUGGCUAUGAUGGUCCGAUGCAAUUUCUUAUGUCUCCAGUUAACCCUGAUCAAGUUAUACCUCUGCAGACAAACAGAAUAUCAACAUACGAUGAAUUGGGUAAUCAAAUAGAAGUGUUAACGGUCGGCGACGACGUGACGGAGGGAAGUGGGGAGGAAGGGGAAAGUGUGCCGGUGUGUAGUGUAGGCAGGGAUGCCAGUGUUGACGAUAUUUGUGCAGAUGCAGCUGUUGCACCAAUGCAGGGUCGGCCUCCACGUGACGUGUCGCCUGGUCAAACUGCAGAAAUAGAAGGAUCCGUUGAGGGUGCUGUCGAGACAUUUGUAACAACUCCUGCAAAGCAUGGCACAUUGUAUAAAUGUCGUAUAGCACGCGAUAGGAAGGGAAUGGAUAGAGGAUUGUAUCCCACUUAUUUCUUGCACCUUGAAAAGGAUUAUGGCAAGAAAGUAUUCUUACUGGCAGGUCGUAAACGAAAGAAGUCGACCACAUCCAAUUACCUCAUAUCAACAGACCCCACAGAGUUGACACGUCAAGCUGAUAGUUUUGCCGGCAAGCUGAGGUCCAAUCUUUUGGGCACAGCUUUCACAGUGUAUGAUAGUGGCAAAGCAUGGAGGAAGAGUUCUAGAGAUCCUACACGGCAUGAGCUGGCUGCAGUGGUUUAUGACACAAAUGUACUCGGCUUCAAAGGACCAAGAAAGAUGACAGUCAUAUUACCGGGAAUGACGCCAGACCGACAGCGAGUCACGAUUGCACCGCAAGACGACAGCGAAACUCUCUUGGAGCGAUGGAAAAGCCAAAAUUUUGAUGACAUUGUCGUACUACAUAAUAAAACACCUGUUUGGAACGAUGAAACCCAAUCGUAUGUGCUCAACUUUCACGGCAGAGUAACCCAGGCAAGUGUGAAGAACUUUCAAAUUGUACAUGAUUCGGAACCAGACUAUGUCGUUAUGCAAUUUGGUAGGAUAUCUGAAGAUGUGUUUACAAUGGAUUUUAGAUAUCCAUUGUGUGCGUUACAGGCUUUCGGUAUAGCGCUCAGUUCGUUUGAUAGUAAAUUAGCCUGUGAAUAAAUGUUAGCCGAAUUUAUUUUGGAAUGACAAUUUGGUGUGUAGAAUAGUGGAGCACUUUACAAUAAGUUAAGUAAAUGUUUACUUGGGUUGUUUUAUGCAUCAGUUUGUUUCAUUAAAUUUGUUGCAUUUCAAAGAAUUAAUUUAUAAUAAUCUGUAGGUAUCAAUGUUGAACACAUUUUUUAAUUUGUUAUUACUUAUCCAAUUAAAAAAGUCAUAAAUAUGUUUUAGUAUAAAAUGAUCCAAGUUAAAUAUUGACUAUUAGGAAUUAAUUUAUUUAGCAUAGUUAUUUGCAUUCCACUUUUUUUUGUUAUUGGUAUACAUAUGUUUUAAAUAUUGUGAAUGAAAUGGGUACUUAUCAUUAUACAUAAUCAUGAUAUAAAUUGUUUUAAAACGCACAAUAUUUAAUUUACUUUGGUGCUUUUGAUUCAUAAUUGUGUUGUGAACACUUUUUAUCGACAUAAAGAUCGAAUGUAAUAUUUAUAGUUAUUGAAUGUAGAUAGACAAUCAUGGUCCAAAAAUCAUAAUAAUUUAAAAGUUAUGAAUUUAUAACGACUGAUUUAGGUGUAUCUUAAUGAAAUAUUCCUUAAAAUACACCUGGUAAAAUUUAUUUAAUGCUUACAUUGUUUGAUUUAUUUUAAAAUAAUAUUCGCUUAAGAUAUAGGAAAUUUACUUGUUCACCAAAUGGAUGGUAAAAAAUAUGGUUGUAGUGAAGGUUGGUGUUGGUAAUUCUGUUCUUGUAUCUUGUAUUUCAACAAUUAUUUUACAGAGGUUUAGCCAUAGAGCAACUAGCAAGCCUGAUUUCUUGCCAUGUCACAAAUAUUUAAAUAUAGGUACUACAACUCUUUUUUUUGCAUUUAUAUUAAAUUAGAUAAUGAAUUAAUUUGUACAAUUUUUGUUGCCCUAGUCAUUUUCUUUUUAUUAGUAUUAUU